AGCGACCCCUUGGCAGACCGACGCCCACGCACCCCGCCCACGCCACGCCCACGCCGCUUGGCGCAGGGCCCGCCCCUCCCAGUCACCCGACGGUCAUUCACCCGACGCCCAAGCACCUCACGCCCACCGCGGGCGGCCCGGCCAAGCACCAGCACCCCGUCCACAGCCAGACACCGCUGUCCAGCAAGCGCCCCCUGGAGGAGGCCGAGCCCUCGUGUCGCGCGCCCAAGCUCCUGCGGCCGGAGGCGCCCCCGCAGCUGGUCUGAGGCCAAGCCCCCAGGAGCCCUCCGAACCCUCGCUUCCCGGCCCGUCGCCGAGCCGCCCUUCGCCGCCCAUCCACUCGUCCUCGCCGGGCACGUCCCCGCCGGGCCCCGCCACGCCCAAGGAGGAGCUCGUGACGUCCGAGGACAACGCGUCGCCGGACCGUCCCUCCACUUCCUCCACGCAGGAGGAGAAGGACAUGUGGAGACCCUGGUGAGGCGUCCCCUCCAGGCAGCUCCUCAGAACACGUCCCUCUCCCGCUGGACGCGCGUCCGAAAGUGCCUUCGUCUUACCUCGUCUUCCGCACCGUCCAAAAAAAGUGCCUGAACAGAGCGAGACUUUCGUCCGAAUCUCCAGGAAGAAAAUGGUCGCUCCCUCCGGCCGGGGGUCGAAGCCGCUCCUGUUCCUCUCCUUUUGCCAACCGAAAGCAAAGCAGAAACGGCCGUCUGUUCCUAAUUUCAUCCCGUCACCGGUUACUCUGACACAAGUUCCAAUUACAUUAUAAUAAUGCGAGGAAAAAAGCGAAAUAUGCUGCAGAGAUCAAGAGAAACUACACACCAGAAAUCAGACAGGUCCUGUGAAUUAGGAUCAUAUACGAAAAACAGAUUUUUUUCACACACAAGCCCAGUGCCAAUUGCCGUGUACUUAAGUCUUAAGUUGUUACUUCCGAGUGUCUUUUAUAUAUAUAAAACGAAAAUGGAUAAAACAAAAAUAUAAUAUAGAUUUAAAUAGUUGUAUAUAGCCCUUAGUGAACUGCGUAGUACAAAUGUACCUUCAGUAUUCAUUGUAGACAAUAGAUAUGUUAAGCAGUUGCUGAUAGAUACCUUAGUUGGCUUGCAAGCCAACGUACUGUUAUUUCUGUGAUAUUUUAAGAAGCAAAGUCUCUAAAUGCCA
This is a messenger RNA of Penaeus monodon (black tiger shrimp), 1155 nucleotides long. Its product is annotated as vegetative cell wall protein gp1-like. NCBI's taxonomy places the organism in Eukaryota, Metazoa, Arthropoda, Malacostraca, Decapoda, Penaeidae. The record is from RefSeq and is a predicted model, not a curated record.